UUAUCAAGCCCGUUUAUUAUUAAAUAUUUUAAUAAAAAAUUAUAAUAAAUAAAUUUUGUAUAAAUAUUCUUAUAAUUGGCGCAUUUAUUUUAUAUUAUUAUUUGCGUAGAGAAGACAAUAAGACAAUUUAUCUAAUAUAAUGGUUUUUUUCUUAGGGGCGCACAUACACACACUUGCCGCCUUUUUUUUACCUUUUUUUAAAAAAUGUUUAUAUUACUGAAUAUCUUUAAAGUUAAAGAGAUAAAUUCAGUUGAGUUAAAAAAUAAAUGCAUGUUAUCCUUGAUAAGUACUUUCGGUCAUUCUUACGAGGAAUAAGUACAUUUUUAUUUUCAUAUUAGAAAUACAUUAAAAAUUAGUUAACCAAUGACAUAUAAUCCAAUAAACAAAGAAAAUGUUGUUCCUGCUUGGACGCCGGAUUUGUUUGGCCCUAUUUUUAAAAAGCAGAGUUUGACAGUAAAACAGGCAUUGAAUUUACGCAAUAAAAACGAGCAAAUUCAUCGUAUGGCGACUUUUGUUCCGGACGAAGUAAUAUAUACAACAGAUUUGUCAGACAAGAGUUUAAAAAGCUUCCAGACUGUUUUGAUGUUUAUAAGCAUUUCAAGUUAGCAUUAUAAUUUCGUACAAAUUUUAGAGAUUUUUUACAAGAAAAAUAAUUUAAAAAAAUUAUAUUAUAUGAUUAACAAUAGGUUUUUCGUUGCUGUUUAAGAGAUACAUUCAUGACAAAAACGGGGGAAGUUUGGCUUUAACUAAAAGAUUAAAUGAAUAUAUUUAUAUCGUGGUUCGCGAAGUAUACUGCACCGAGGGAGACAUACUAAAAUUUUCUAGUGAGAAAAUGUUUCCAAAAUAGAUUAAUGUUGUUCAAAAUAGAAUGUAUUAAUGAACAAUUAAAUUGGAAAUAUUUUUCGAUAAUAAAUCUUUUUUUGUCACAAAUAAAGAUAUUAUAUACUUUAUAUAUUUAUUUUUUAAAUAUGUAGUAAAGAAUAUUGCAUUAACGAAAUAAAUAAAUAGAAUAUGAGAACAAAUGAAAGUAAAGUUGAUGUGCAUAUAUUCUCAAUACAAUUAUUGGAUACUAGUAAAAAUUUUAAAUGUGUCUAUUUCAAUUUUAUUUUAAGAUUUAACGGAAUUUUACUUUAUUUUAAAUAAAAAAUUGCAAUAAUUUCUGACAAAAAUUCUUUGAAUAUUUGAAUGUCACAGGUAAAAAAACAUUAAUUAUAGUAUUUGCUAUUGUAAGACCGAAACACUUUUUAUCUAGGCGACAUUCUUAUAUAAUUUUUAUGAGAAAUUAUCUUGAUUUUUUGUUAAAAAAAAACCGUUUAAACAUAUUUAAAAUGUUUACUACUAAUAAUUAUAUUAAAUUGUUAUUAUAUGUGCAUUAACUAUAACGUUAAAUUCUCAUAUUUUAUAAAUUUAUUGUUUUGAGAAUUCUCUAAUUGUCCAUUAAUAAGUAAAAUAAUUAUUUAAUUUAUUUUUAAUUGUAAUUAAAUCUUAUCUAUCAUUAAAUAUCUAACAUAAUUUAUAAUAAUAAAUUAAGACACAAUAGAAAUAUAAUCAAAGAUUUUAAACAAAGUAAAAGAUAAUUUUAUACAAAAACUUAAAAAUUUACUGUUGAUUGUUUUUUCACUUGUGCAACUAUUUUAACUGCAAGAAAUUUAUUUAAACUAAAUGACAUAUUAAAAGUAUAGAUGAGGGCUUAUUAGUAGCGUGGAAAGUACGUGAUGGCGAAUUCAUGUUCGACACUAUGCAAAACGUAAUUGCACGAGCGAUAAGUAUACAAAAUUCUAUAGCAGCUUUGAAUGACGUUGUCAACGAUAUUUAUAAAGGUAUUAUAUAUAUAUUUGCCAUACACAUUGAUAUAUUUGAAAUAUUUGAGUCUCCAUUAAGCGUAAAUUUAAAUAAAAAAAUUAAAACUAAAAAAUUGUAAUAUUAUACAAAUUUAAAAUAAAUAAGAAAUUUUUUUUUUCAUACAUGGGUUUCGAGACGGUUUGAUAAACAUGUUUCUUCAUGACAAUCACAAAUUUUAUUUAAUAGUGAGUAUAGCUAUUUCGGCCGGAGAAGUAACAUUUUCAGUAAUCGGAAGCGACGAAGCUCGGCAUUUCGUGAUUUUUGGUUUGCCGAUUCAAGAGCUAAAAAAUGCGAAAAAAGUUUCUCUGCCGAGUGACUUGGUACUUUCGCUAAGUGCAUGGCAACAUUGUACCCCAAGUCAAUAUGAAUAUGUCAUUAAGGAUCCACUUAACAUAAAGAUAAUAAGAGUACUAAAAAAGUUCGAUGCAACAUCAGUAGAGACACUUGUAACAGAUGUUGUCAGAUCAUCAUCGCCUUAUAAAACAUCUUUGAUAUCUAUUACCGGCAAAGAAAAUUAUGAAACAGAAAUCACUAAUAAGAAAGACAAAGCUUCGACAGUGAUUACUGCAAUCGCAGCAGAAAAUCCGAAUUUCGUCACACAUUUAAAAAGUUACUUGUUAAAGCCGGUGAUUCAACAGAUUGAAAAGGGUGAACCGUUAAGAUUCUUGGCGGAAAUCAGACGAAUUACAGUAAUAUCCGUCAAUAUUAUUCCUGACAAAUAUUCAAACAGUAAAUUUAGUUUUUUAGUUGACAAAUGCUUUCAACUGUUGCAUAGCAAUGUUACGCAAUAUGGAGGCUGUAUUAACACGAUGAAUUUGUAUGAAAAAAAUAUAUUUUUUUGUAUCGCAUUUGGCGUACGUGAGUACAGCAGUGAGGACCAAUUUAAAACCACUGAAACGUGUAAAAACGGAAUUAUUUGUGCGACACACAUAAAGCGAACUGUGAAAACUAUUAAUGGCGUUCGAAGCACUUUUAUCGGUGUAUCAACAGGAAUAGCUUAUUGUGGCGUGAUUGGGCAUACUGCUAGAAGAUAUUACGCUAUUAUUGGGCCGCCUGUUGAUAAAGCUGUAAGAAUAAUGAAUAUUUCCCAUGAAAAGAUUUCCUGUGAUUAUGACACUGUGUUGCACAGUCAUUUCAGAAAGGAACAGUUUCGUUCUCGAGGCGUGAGAACAUUGCAAAGAUUGGAGAAAUAUCACAUUUACGAAUAUCUUGAUGAUGAGCCGAAAAUUUUAGAAGCAACUUCGUCUUUGGACUAUUGUUAUCCUAUUUUGGGUAGAGCAGACGAAUUGGAAUGCUUCGACGAUAUCCUGGAUGAGAUCGGAGUGGCAGAUCGAAAAUAUUCAGGAUUGUUAAUUGAGGGAAUCGAGAGAUCAGGAAAAUCUAGACUUUUAGAUGCUUUCGUCACGAGCGUUUGUAACAGACAAAUAAGACCAAUCAAACUUUCUCUUCACGUGACAUACGCGGAUAAGGCUUAUUCAGUUAUGUAUCACCUUAUUCUACAGAUACUUGAAGCUGAAGAUUGCGACACGGUCGAGGAGCGUGAAAAGGAAUUGCUUAAUAAAUUAGGCGAUAUUGUUGCUUUAGAAGAUUUCUGCUAUUUGAAUAUUUUGAUGAGAGUUUGUUUCCCUCUUUCGGAUGCCUAUUGCUCAGAUACCGAUUGGCGACGUCACACGAAAACUGUCGAUAUAUUUGAAAAGAUAUUAAAGCAGCUGAAGACUAAACUCUGCAUUUUGCUUGAUGAUAUUCAAUAUAUGGACCAUAGGUCUUGGCAAUUUUUGUCGUCGGCCCUUGAUAACUAUAAUAUUGUCAUAGCAAUGACGAUGCCGAAGCCAAAGUCUUGGGAUGACUUAACUCAUGUAGAAGCGGAAAUCUACAAGGAUAAAAGGCUAAUAAAACAUAUGUUGCACGGUUUAGAUAUAGAUCUGCUCCCAGUAUUUGCGUGUCAAUUUCUGAAUGUCCUUGCAAUAUCCCAAAAAUUAAGCAGGAUUUUGCAAAAACACAAAGAUGGCCAUAUCGGAUGGUGCGAGGUGUUUCUAACGUCGAUUCUUCAAAAAAACGGUCUGGAUAUCAUCAAGAUAUCGCCCAGCGAAGCGAUAAAACGCAAUCUCGUUUUUCCGAGGGGUACUUUAGUGACAAAGCUGCCGGUUACUCUGACACCGGAGGAAUUGGCGCCGCCUUUACCUUGGUCGCAAAUGAAACUUUUGGACGUCUGCGUCAUAAACGAAAAUAACUUCAAGAUUACUGAUGGAGAUCGCAACAUGACAGAACUGACGAGCGAGAUCUAUGAUAAAAUGAAUCCUUACGAGCAAGAUUUCAUCAAGUGCGCUGCCACAUUGGGCAGAGUGUUUAAACGAAACAUAAUAGAAAACAUAAUGGUGAAUUCAAUCCCGCUGCUUACAGCUAGAACCGUUUCCGAGAUGAUCCGAAUGCGAAUAUUAGAAUGCGCUUCUCUCCAACGAAGAGAUUUUCACACCAAGGAUCUUCUUUUUUGUAUAGAUAAGAAGCGGAAAACGUUCUCCGAUAUGCAUCACUUAUUAUUCUGCAAUUGUUAUCAUUCGCCUGUUUUUAGCCGUUAUACGCCGCCUUUUUAUGCUUAUUGUAAACUGCUAGAGUUCAGAAUCGAUUCAUUUUACAAGAUGAUGUACAACAUACAAACGAAUGAAGAAAAACAGAAACAUCAUACGAAAGCGGUUAGAAUAUAUGAAGUAGACGCUCGAAAAUGCCAUUCUUGCGGUAAUAGCCGUUUUCUGAGAGUUCCCAGCGAAGAUGCGCUCAAAGAAUUGUUGAAGAAGAAAGAUGUGCAAAACCUGACGCAAUUAAACCGUCGUCGAACACUAAUUGAAGAUAAAUGGAAAGUAAAGCCCAAAAUAUACUUUCGACCAAAAUCACGUAAGUCUUUGACAAAAAUCGGAACGAGAAAACAAGAGUUUGUGGACGUUUGUAGAGUGUCUAUUAUGCCAAGUAUUGAUGACGAGAAAGAUGAAGAAGAAGAAACUGAAGAAGAAAUAAACAAAUCGGUAAGAUUUGGAAAGCGAUCUACGAGUAUUUUUCCAGAAAUGACGGAAGAUCCUUCUCAUCACAGUUACUUGGAGAAUUUUACUCAUAUCGAUUAUCGUAAUUGUCAAUGCGACAAUGUCGUCGCUCAUCUGUUUUGGAAAUUGCAUCAACAUAUUGAGAAAAGCAGUGAAAAUGAGCAGAAAGUACUUGAGUUUUUUAUAGAAUACGGUGCCGGAUUGAUCCAGAUUGCACAACCUCUUUAUGCCAUUAAACUGCUCUCGAUCGCCGCCGAAAAAAGUAGGGCCGCCGAUGUGGACGAGUGGAUUGACGAGAACGCAGAGGAUAAUAUCAUGAACAAAGGAAUCAUUUUAGCUUUAAUGGGUGAUGCUUACAGCGCACUGGGAAAUUACGAUCAAGCUAAAAAAUACUACCUCUCGGCGGUGAAACUUCGAGGUACCCCACCCAAAGAGAAAGGCGCCUGUUACAACAUAAUGUCAAAAAUGUUUUGUAAACUGCAAGAGCCUCCUCGCUAUGUUGUUGAAGAUUCAGGACAACUCACAAUCAGUGUAAAGAGAUUGGAAUUGGCGUUAUACUUGCGACGUCUUUGCAUCAUAUUCAUGAUCGAAAACAAAUUGAAAACGGCGCAGUCGUUUGCCUUGAGAAGUUUUAAGCUUGCGUUUCUAAGCAUUAACAGUUUUCUAGAGAAAGGCGAAAUAUAUCUUGCGACAGUACGAGUUUUGCAUUGCACAAGAAACAUUAAGUUGAUACGACGUAUUGAAAGACUAAUGCUAACCACAAUAAGGAGAAACGCUAUGUGGAAUGAUGUCGAGGAAAUAGCUAGGGUGGCAAAUGUCUAUCUAACAAUGUAUCAAAUUAGUAUAUUAAGAGGUGAAUUGGAAGAAGCUAUAGAAAUAGGUAUAAAAGUCUUGAAAAUAUCUGGCACACUACAUCUUAAUAAGCUGAUGCUAAUCACUAUGCCGUCAUUAAUUCAAAUAAUGCUGUGGACCAAGCGUGUUAAUGAAGCUGUCGACUUAAUACAAGAGCUGUACUUUUUGGCAGAUGAGGAUGUGGAUUUGUCAGCUAAGACAUGGUAUUAUGCGCUUUCCUUAGAUCUUAUGCUGGAUGCAGGAAUAGUUUUGGAAUCGUAUGAGACAUCUUAUAACUAUUAUGAGAAGUUUAUUGGUAAGAAUUGUGACGCAGUUUGCAUAGAUGCAUUAAAAUUAUAAUUAUUUAUAAUUUUUUUUUCUUAUACAGAAUGUUUCGCAAUCACCAUACAAUAUUUCAAUAUUUCAAAAGUGAAUUAUAAAAAUGUAACAAUUUUCAAAUUACAAUCAAAAUUAAUAAUAUCGCAACAUUUACAUGUUCCAGCUAUACUUCCAUUUAUACAUCGAUCUUUCAUAUGGCAUAUUUGCGAUAUUCACAUUAAAAUUUUUGUUUCUAACAAAUUGUUAAACUAUUGUAUUGUGAUUGUAGAACGAAGCUUGUAGAUAUAAGCUAGUCUUAAAACAGCGCAUUUAACUCGAAAGAACGACUGUGCAGCUCACAGAUCGAAAUCUUGCGUAUGGCGUGAUCCACAAAGCCUGUAUCGCUUAAUAACAAACCUGUGGAUGUACCAGCUUAGAAUGUAAGUUUUCAUUUACUCUUGCUUGCAAUUUCCUGCUAACGAAUCAGCAGCUAUUUGCACAACUUUUCAAGAUAAUAAAUGAUUAUGUUACGCUUUUUAAAAAUUUAUUAAACUAUUUCCUACAUAAUAAAUUGUAUCUUAUAUAUAAUAUAAGUAUGAUUGAUUCCACUUUUUAAUCUUGUGAUUCAAAGUCGAUCUUGAACAAAUAUCAUUUAAUAACAUAAUUGUUGCAAAUAAAAAAAUAAACCGUUGUAAUAUCUACUACAGGGGACAUAUGAUUAUUAAUACGUUUACGUACAGUGCGGAAAAAUACACAAAAGACCUCAUCUGGAAUGAUUUUUCUCGAAUUCUCACUUGCAGUAAGGUAUAAAUUCAUCAAUUUUUCAAACAUUUAUAUUUCUUAUUACUUAUUUUAUGCAAAUUAAAAUUAAAAAAUCUAAUCAAUAAUUUCUUCUUCAAACAAAUUUAAUAAUUUUUGAAAAU
Molecule: messenger RNA, 6946 nt
Organism: Monomorium pharaonis (pharaoh ant)
Lineage: Eukaryota; Metazoa; Arthropoda; Insecta; Hymenoptera; Formicidae
Product: adenylate cyclase type 10
Exons: 23
Coding region: 1992-6065 (1357 amino acids)
Biological process (GO): intracellular signal transduction; cyclic nucleotide biosynthetic process
Cellular component (GO): cytoplasm
Molecular function (GO): protein binding; adenylate cyclase activity
Source: RefSeq, a predicted model, not a curated record